Molecule: messenger RNA, 1138 nt
Organism: Gadus morhua (Atlantic cod)
Lineage: Eukaryota; Metazoa; Chordata; Actinopteri; Gadiformes; Gadidae
Product: protein NYNRIN-like
Exons: 2
Coding region: 1-879 (292 amino acids)
Biological process (GO): DNA integration
Molecular function (GO): nucleic acid binding
Source: RefSeq, a predicted model, not a curated record
AUGGCGCCGUGCUGGCACAGGAAGGGCCGGAAGGGGAUCGGGUGGUGGCGAUGGAGACGGCAGCAGGAGGAGGGCGCAGACUUUCGACCAGUGCUCCAGUGGUUGGACCUACAGCGGCGGCCCCCAUGGGAAGAAGUGGCCGUUCUCUCCCUGGUCACCAAGGGACUGUGGGCUAAGUUCAAGACCCUGCGGCUGUGGGAUGGCGUGCUUCAGCGGGCCUGGAAGGAACCCGCCACCGGAGAUGUGAGGUGGCAAGUGGUGGUGCCUCACUCUCUGCGUGGGGAAGUGCUUCAAGCGAUCCAUGGUGCUGUGGGCUCGGGGCACUUUGGGGUGACAAAAACCCUUCGUCGCCUCCGCCUUGGCUUCUACUGGGGGCAGCACAAGCGGGACGUUGAGGACUUCUGUCGCUGCUGUGAUGGCUGCACAGCCCACAAAGGCCCAGCUGAAAGGUCCUUUGCCCAGUUACAGCAGUUCCCUGUGGGGUUCCCUAUGGAGAGGGUUGGGGUGGAUGUGGUGGGCCCGCUACCCUGCACAGAGAGGGGGAACAAGUAUGUCCUCACGGCCAUGGACUAUUUUACCAAGUGGACAGAGGCGUACGCUCUGCCUGACCAGGGGGCAGAGACCGUAGCGGACGCUUUAAUCGGGGGGAUGAUUAGCCGUUUUGGGGCAGCAGAGUCCAUCCACAGUGACCAGGGGAGACAUUUUGAAUCCCGUGUGUCUUUGCGGCUUUAUGUAGCAGGCUGGACAUGCAGACCCGUACUACCCCCCUGCACCCACAGAGUGACGGCUUGGUGGAGCGAUUUCAUCGCUGUAUGGAGCAGCAGCUGGCCAUUGUCUCGGCUGAGCAUCAGCGGGACUGGGACAAUCAUCUGCCUCUAGUGCUUAUGGCAUACAGGAGUCAGCUGUCAGCUGUCCAGGAGUCGACGUCCUGCACGCCUGCUCUGCUGAUGUUGGGGAGGGAGCUUCGCACCCCAGCUGACCUGGCGUUUGGCCGGCUGCCCGAUUUUCCCCCCGUUCCUCCCGGCCCAGAGUAUGCCAGGAGACUCCAGGACCGCCUGGAGAGAGCUCACUCCUUUCACCAGGGGACAGGUGCUGAGCGCAGGGGUGAGGCAGAAAAGGAACUAUGAUGUGCAUUCUC